Molecule: messenger RNA, 1985 nt
Organism: Nerophis lumbriciformis (worm pipefish)
Lineage: Eukaryota; Metazoa; Chordata; Actinopteri; Syngnathiformes; Syngnathidae
Product: high-affinity choline transporter 1-like
Biological process (GO): transmembrane transport; acetylcholine biosynthetic process; choline transport
Cellular component (GO): plasma membrane
Molecular function (GO): choline:sodium symporter activity
Source: RefSeq, a predicted model, not a curated record
GUUAGAGGGGAUUACAUGUUAGACCAUGUGUUUUUUUCAGGUUUAAAACCCUGCUGAGCUUUGUAUUUUGUUCAAUAACGACAAGCAAAAUUGUACAGAGCCCUCUCUUCCAGCACGAGUCGUCGGCGCGUCCAAGAUGGCCGUCAACGUCCCCGGCACCGUGGUCAUGUCCUUGUUCUACCUGCUGGUCCUGGGCAUCGGCAUCUGGGCCUCCUUCAAGUCCCGCAGGGAGAAGAAGAAACAGGCCACCUCCUCCCUGGAGAUGACGUUGCUAGGCAACCGCCGCAUCAGCUUGCUGGUGGGAAUCUUCACCAUGACAGCCACGUGGGUGGGAGGCGGCUUCAUCGUGGGCCUGGCGGAGAUGGUGUACACGCCCUCCUUGGGCGCGACCUGGGCCGCCGCGAUGACGCUGGGCUACAGCGCUUCUUUCGUCCUGGGUGGCGUCAUGUUCGCCGGGCCGCUCCGUGAAAGACACUGCGUCACCAUGCUGGAUCCUUUCAUGCUCAAGUACGGCAAAGUUCUGACGGGCGCUUUGUCGGUGACCUCGCUCUUCCUCGACGUCUUCUGGGUUCCUUCCACCCUCAUCGGCCUGGGUGUGACCAUGAGCGUGGUUCUGGAUCUGUCCUUCAACGUGUGCAUCUGGAUCUCAGCGGGCGUGGCCAUCACCUACACGCUGCUGGGGGGUCUCUACUCUGUGGCCUACACCGAUGUCGUCCAGCUGCUCCUCAUCUUCUUCAGCCUGUGGGCGUGCGUUCCCUUCGCCCUGACCAAUCAGCACGUGAGCCACAUCGGCUCCACGCUGAUGAACAACACAAUCCAUCCUCCUUGGAUCGGUGACUGGAACAUCUACAACUUCUGGGUCCUUCUGGAUAACUUCUUCUUUAUAGCGCUGGGCAGUCUGGGAUAUCAGACCUUCCACCAGAGGACGUUGUCGGCGGCGUCGCCCGCGACGGCCAAGCGUCUGUGCUUCAUCGCCGCCGCCCUCAUCCUGGUCUUCGGCGUUCCUCCCAUCCUGCUGGGGGCGGUGGGGGCGUCCACAGACUGGAACGUGACGUCCUACGGGUCUCCGUCGCCGCUGGAGCGCGGCGAGGCGGCGCUGGUCCUGCCGUUGGUGCUGCAACACCUGACCCCGCCCUACAUGUCCAUCGUGGGCAUCGGCUGCGUGGCCGCCGCCGUCAUGUCGUCGGCCGACUCCGCCCUGCUUUCGUCGGCGUCCGUGUUCUCGUCCAACAUCUACAAGAACAUCCUGCGGCCGCAGGCGUCGGAGCGAGAGAUCCAGCACGUGAUCCGCCUGACGGUGGUGGUGGUGGGCGUGGCCGGCACGGCGCUCACCAGACUGAAGACCAGCGUGAUCCUGUUCUGGUUCCUGGGCGCCGAGUUGUCCUACAACGUCAUCUUCCCCCAGUUGUUCUGCGUCGUCUUCUUCGACGUCGCCAAUGGUUACGGCGCCGUGGCGGGCGGCGUGCUGGGCCUCCUGAUCCGGGUGCUGAGUGGCGAGCCCAUGAUAGGCCUGGCGCCCGUCAUCGUCUUCCCGGGGAGCGCUCUGGAGGACGGGGUCCACGUGCAGCGCUUCCCCGUCAAGACCUUCGCCAUGCUGUGCUCGCUCGCCGCCAUCUUGCUCUUCUCCUUCCUGGCGUCUCGGCUUUUCAACGGCGGACUACUUCCGGUCAGGUGGGACGUCUUCCACGUGACCGCUCGGACCCCGGCGCCGCCACAGCGCCCCCUGCGUGUGAACAGCAGUACCGAGGCCUCCGAGUCCAUGAUGAGCGCUGCGUGUUGAAGCAGCGGCCAGCAAGGGGCGCCAACAUUCACCAGAAGGAAACGAUUGCGUUCAAAAUCUACUUUAUUGACAACUUUCAUGCAACUUCCAUCAAGUCCUCCUCAAACUUUCUCCAACCCUCCCGAGACGUCUCAACUUUGCCUUUUUCAUAAAUCCAACACGUCAUCAUAUCAAUAUAUCAUAUUAAAUCACAUAUUAUAGAUCA